UUACCCAACAUGUUGCCCGUUACAGUUUUCCGCCAAGUAGCCCGCCGCGGUUGUGGCUUUAAAAAUCUCACGGAACUUGUAUCGCCGGGCAACAGUUCCCAUAUGCCAAAUGCCGUUAUGAAUUGCCUGAACCGCUAUGCCGCUGCCACCGGAUUUAUACGCAUUUCAUUUUUGGACGUUAAUCAAUAUCGCAAUUGGGAUGUGGCCACCUUGCGUAUGUAUGCCGAUCGCAAAAAACAGCUGCUGCACAUGAAAACCCUUAAGGGUCGUGAUAUGCUGCAGGAUGUUUUGGAUAAACAACGUGAACAGUUUAUCGAACGUAAAAAUGUUAUUGCCGACGAUAUUCGUGAUGCGAUUGACAAAAAACGAGAAUCAUUUAUAGAACGUAAAAAUGUCAUUGCCGAAGAUAUUAGGGAAGCGCGUCACAAAGUCCAACAGAGGGUUCGUGAAAAAAUCGAAGAGGUAGAGCGUGAGAAUAUCAUGACCAUACCGAAUAUGUUGACAAUGGGACGUAUGGUGCUGUCGCCUUAUAUUGGGUAUGUGAUAGUCGAUGGGAAUUAUGAAUUGGCUAUAAGUUUGUUGGUCGUCGCUGGUAUUUCAGAUUUGCUUGAUGGUCAAAUUGCUCGCCGGUGGCCCAAUCAAGCAAGUAAGGCUGGCUCAUUUCUAGAUCCGGCUGCCGAUAAAGUGCUGAUGGGCUCAUUGGUUAUAUCAAUGGGCUAUUGUGAUUUAUUGCCCCUAUGGUUGGCUGGUACUAUACUAUUUCGUGAUGUGUUCCUGAUUGCUGCAGGAUUUGUUAUACGCUAUAUUAGUUUGCCACCGCCACGAACAUUCUCUCGUUACUUCGAUGCCACACAUGUUACUGCUCAAUUGGAACCGACUCUUAUUAGCAAAAUCAAUACUGGAGUGCAAUUAUCUGCCGUUGGUAUUAGUUUGGGAGCACCAAUGUGGGGAUAUUUAGAUCACACUGCCUUGCAUGGUCUGUGGUACCUGACAGGGGCCACAACAGUAGCUGCCGCCUUAAGUUAUAUCUUAGAUAAGAAUACAUUUAAAAUUUUAAGCAAAAACGUCCCAAAGAAAUAGAAAAAAAUAAUGA
This is a messenger RNA of Musca vetustissima, 1093 nucleotides long. RefSeq names its product probable cardiolipin synthase (CMP-forming) (gene CLS). Bases 10 to 1080 code for a protein of 356 amino acids. Gene Ontology annotation, cellular component: mitochondrion; membrane. NCBI's taxonomy places the organism in Eukaryota, Metazoa, Arthropoda, Insecta, Diptera, Muscidae. Gene Ontology annotation, biological process: cardiolipin biosynthetic process. Gene Ontology annotation, molecular function: cardiolipin synthase activity. The record is from RefSeq and is a predicted model, not a curated record. The transcript is spliced from 4 exons.